Messenger RNA from Macrosiphum euphorbiae (potato aphid), 663 nucleotides. Lineage: Eukaryota; Metazoa; Arthropoda; Insecta; Hemiptera; Aphididae. The record is from the annotation of a GenBank genome assembly.
AUGGGUAAAGGACUUGCCUAUUCAGCAUCCGAAAAAUCUUUAAUUAUUGAAUUGAUACAAUUAAAUAAAGUGGUGGAAAAUAAGAGAACCUAUGCAUUUAGCAUUCACGAUAAAAACAAAGCACGGGAAAGUAUUACCAAAACUUCUAAUGCGAGUGGUGAUCAUCCAAAAAGAACUGUAAGUCAAGUUAAAAAAUGCUGGCACAACAUCAAAACAAAAAGAAAAUCUGAAAUAACUUCUCAUAAACAAUCGGUUUUGAGAACUGGAGGUCGACCAGCAGUUGAAAAAUUAGUAGAGAAUCCAUUGAUCGAUGAAUUUGCUAACAUAGCAUGUGAAAUUCCUGGGGCCAUUGACAGUGAUACAAUCGCUAGUCACAAUAUUACAUGUGUAACUACAUCUGAUGGAUAUUUGGAGUUUAAUAUCCAACCUAGUGAUGAUAAUUUUAUCUGUGACAACCGUGUUGAACGAGUUGAGAUUCAAAAAGUUAAUGAUGAAGAGAUACAUAACUUGUUAAAGGAAGAAUUACUUUUAAAAAUAGAAAAUGAGAGAGAACUUCUGAAACGAAGAAAACUUGAAACUAAAGUCGCUUCUAAUGAUUUAAUUUUUCGUAAAGAGAAACAUUUAACAGAAAUGGAAUUAUUAAAAAGAACUAUUAAAGAAUAA